GAGUGACGCAUUAUUAGUGACGCUCUGUGACUCGUGUAACACGUCGACUUACGUGACGCUGUCAUGUGACUCAUGGUGCCUAUCCUUCUCAUCAUCAUCGCCCAGGACUUAAUUACCACAUCAGGUCGAUUCGUGCUUCCUCAGCGUAACGUGUCCGAGUUGUCCGUCCAGGACGACAUCCCAGGCUCCUGCUCUACAUUCCAGCUAGGGGAUCAUACUAAGCAGGAGUUGUACUCGCCCAACUACCCUCACAACUACCCCAAUCACUCCGACUGUAUAAGGAUUCUCGAGGCUCCUUCAGGUCAUCUUCUAAAGCUGGACUUCCGUGACGAGUUCAACGUGGAGCCCAGUGAAGAGUGUAGGUUUGACUACCUGGAGGUGCGCGAUGGCGAGCAUGGCUACUCCCCGCUGAUUGGCAAAUACUGCGGACAUCAAUUCCCGCCAAUGGUGACGUCCACAACCCGCCAUCUCUGGCUCAGGUUCAGGUCGGACGAGAACAUUGAGUACUCGGGCUUCAGAGCAGUGUACACCUUCAUACCACGGCCUGCUGACGAAAAGGAGGUAGAGGUCCCUCCUUGCACAAUCACAAAGUCAGGGGUAGAAGGUUACGUGAACAGGUCAGAUAUCCCUCAAGAGCGUGUGCUCACCUCAGUACAAUACAACGUGCCUCUAGACUGUAUGUGGGUCAUCACAGUGGAACCGGGCUGGAAGAUCAGCCUGAUAUUUCUCAAGUUCGCACUGGAGCGGCCCAACGACUGCGAGAGCAACUUCAUGGACGUGUUUCCGGAGCGUACUGACCUUCCCUCCAGAUUACACAAUUUCUGUGGUUCGAUGGCGGAGUUGGUGUAUUCGCGCGGGAACGUUCUCCAUCUGAGGUUCAUGGCGGAGCCUCCAGCGAUCAACUCCUCCUUCGAGAUACUCUUCACUGCCUUUCGCGACCGGCCGAAGGAUGAAAAUUGCGCAGAAGGAGAGUAUGAUUGUGAGGAUGCAACCUGCAUAUCAGAAAGCCUGAGGUGCAACGGAAGAGCUAAUUGUCGUUUUCGAUGGGACGAAGACGAUUGUAAGAGUGAAGUAAAUGCUUUGGGAAGACUGUUACAAGAAGAACACAUGGUCAUCAUCCUCAUCAUAUUCUUCAUGAUUCUUACUGGAAUGUGUUCUGCUUUCAUUUACAACUGUGCCAGAAAACUCAUCAGAGACACACAGAUGUUGAAGGAACACAAAGAACAAGAGAAAGCGGGAAGAGAAGAAGAAAUGUGUCGCAAGAUGGCGGCCACCACGAUGUUGCCCAUCUCCACCAUCAUGGCGCACAGUGACAUCAGCUCUCACAGCAGUGCCUCCACUUCACCAGGCCGCCUGCAAGCGCAUGCGCACUCCACGCCAAACCUGCGCGCGCCGCCCUGCCACGUGCCUUCCACGGGCCAGCCUCUGGACGUGACAAAGCUGCAGCACGUCUCUCUAGAGCCAGAGUCCUUCCCACGUACUGAGACUUACGUUCCAGAGGUCACACACACCGAGGUGCAGACGAGAGAGUCGAAAUUGAGAGAGAUUUUCACAUCUGUUGACAGUCUAAUGCCUCCUCCUCCCCCUCCCCCUCCUAGAAUUCCCACUGUCUUCCUUGAGACUGAUCUUGACUUCCACCCGAACUUCCCGUUCCCUCGCACCGUGAUCGGUCACAGCCGGAGCGAUGAGCAUCUCCCAGAGAGGUGCGGCGAGCUCCCCUUGGUGAGACGGAUGGCUCCGGAUGUGAUAGCGGCUCACUGACGAAGGGGACAUGCCGAGUGGGAACCCUACAAGAGAAGAGUCCCGCGUCGGCAACUGCACCUGGUCCGUGGAGGGAGCUACACCAUAGAGCGCGCCACCCAGUGCACCAUGGACACUGAUAUCAGAUGAAGACAGCUGUUAUCGUCCAGACAGCCCUCCCUACUUCCUUCACUGGCAAAUAAGGAUCUUCUAGACGUAGGCCGAGACAACUUGUAGCAGGUCCAUCCUUUGCACAUUAGGUCUAUGCUAGGAGGAAUUGUACACAAUGUAAAUAUAGAGGUACCUAACUAACUAGAUAAAUGAACCAGUUAAAACAAUAACCAGCCUUA
Macrosteles quadrilineatus (aster leafhopper) is the source of this 2090-nucleotide messenger RNA. Its product is annotated as neuropilin and tolloid-like protein 2. Bases 73 to 1761 code for a protein of 562 amino acids. Gene Ontology annotation, molecular function: protein binding. The transcript has 10 exons. The record is from RefSeq and is a predicted model, not a curated record. Lineage: Eukaryota; Metazoa; Arthropoda; Insecta; Hemiptera; Cicadellidae.